Molecule: messenger RNA, 1668 nt
Organism: Solea senegalensis (Senegalese sole)
Lineage: Eukaryota; Metazoa; Chordata; Actinopteri; Pleuronectiformes; Soleidae
Gene: slc10a7
Product: solute carrier family 10 member 7
Exons: 13
Coding region: 107-1120 (337 amino acids)
Cellular component (GO): plasma membrane
Source: RefSeq, a predicted model, not a curated record
UCUGACACAAGCUCCGGAGGAGAAGAGCGGCGCGGCUGUGAAACUUGUGUCCGAUUGGAGUGACGGGGACGCCGGCGGGUGAUCCGGUGAAGCCCGGGGCUCGAACAUGGGCCUCCUGGCGAGGAUACGAAAGGAGUGGUUCAUCAUCGGGAUCGUGCUGGUCAUCUUAUCGGCCAAACUGCAGCCAAGCGUCGGUGUCAAAGGAGGUCCGCUGAGGCCAGAGGUCACCGUCGCGUACUUUGCGGUCUCGCUCAUCUUCUUCAACAGCGGCCUGUCGCUGAGGACGGAGGAGUUGACCAGUGCGUUGCUUCACUUUCGCCUCCAUCUCUUCGUUCAGUCGUUCACGCUGAUUUUCUUCCCGCUGGCCGUGUGGCUGCUGCUCAGAGUGCUGGAGCUGACGCCCAUCGACCAAUGGCUGCUCAAAGGGUUACAGACGGUGAGCUGCAUGCCUCCUCCAGUCUCCUCCGCUGUGAUCCUCACUAGAGCUGUCGGUGGUAACGAGGCUGCGGCCAUCUUUAACUCAGCGUUUGGAAGCUUCUUGGGAAUCGUGGUGACUCCAGUUCUGCUGCUGCUGUUUCUCGGCUCGUCAUCCUCUGUUCCCUUCUCCUCCAUCUUCUCUCAGCUCUUCAUGACUGUCGUGGUGCCUCUGAUUGUGGGUCAGGUUUGUCGACGGUUCCUCAGGGAGUUCCUGGAGAGGAAGAAGCCGCCGUUUGGCGCCGUGAGCAGCGCCGUCCUCCUCAUGAUCAUCUACACCACGUUCUGCGAGACGUUCAGUAAUCCCAACAUCGAGCUGGAUCCGACCAGUCUGCUGCUGGUGGUCCUCAUCAUUUUCUGCAUCCAGAUCAGCUUCAUGCUGCUCACGUUCGCCUUUUCUACCACGUCGGGCUCAGGAUUCAGUCCUGCAGACACUGUGGCCGUGAUCUUCUGCUCCACACACAAGUCACUGACUCUGGGUAUCCCCAUGCUGAAGAUCGUGUUCGAGGGCUACGAGCACCUGUCCCUCAUCUCAGUGCCGCUGCUCAUCUACCACCCGUCUCAGAUUCUGCUCGGCUCCGUCCUCGUGCCGACGAUCCGCAGCUGGAUGACGGGUCGACAGAAGUCUAGUCUGUUGUUGAGAUAGGGCCGCAUUCCAACACUGCUGCGUGCUGAGCGGUGAAACUGUCGGCCCUUCAGCCGGUCUGAUGACGACGUGGUGGAACGUCAGUGUUUUUAUUCGGGGACUGAGCAGAUUUUAAGGUGGAGGGGACACAUUUGUCACACGUGCCUUAAAAAAACAAACAAAAAAAACAAUCAAUCAACGGAGAGACCUCAGCGUGGUGAUGGAGAGUCCAGUUGCCUUGAUUUUUCCUCUUCUCAAAAAUCCACAAAAACUUCUUCUAUCAUCUUCACUUUUAUAUUUAAAAGGAGUUUUAUUUUUCUACGGAGAAUCUAUAAGCAGAGUUACUGGGACCAGUUCUUUUUAAAAAAAAAAAAAAAGUUCUUGUUACAUUUAUUGAGGUUAUUUUUGUGCGUUAUUUGCUGGUUUUGUCAGUAUUUGUUGACACUGACAGGAUCAGGUAUCACGUGUGCUGUCAGGCGUCGACGUCGGUUUAAGUGGAAGAAUUUUUUAAUGGAACAAAAACGAGACGAGAUGUGGAUGAAAAGUGACGUCAGAAACUUUUUUCUCCU